Messenger RNA from Tripterygium wilfordii, 1785 nucleotides. RefSeq names its product fasciclin-like arabinogalactan protein 4. Gene Ontology annotation, cellular component: plasma membrane. The coding region runs from base 1 to 1785 and encodes 594 amino acids. The transcript has 4 exons. Gene Ontology annotation, biological process: mucilage biosynthetic process involved in seed coat development; multidimensional cell growth; abscisic acid-activated signaling pathway. The record is from RefSeq and is a predicted model, not a curated record. Lineage: Eukaryota; Viridiplantae; Streptophyta; Magnoliopsida; Celastrales; Celastraceae.
AUGGCGAUAACAUCUCCCACAUCCCAUUUUGCCCCUCUCAUUGUAGCAUAUUUAGUUCUCUGCACCUCCCCCACCAUUUCAGCAAUCAAUAUCACAGCCAUACUUUCGUCAUUCCCAGAACUAUCUUCCUUCUCAGCCCUCAUCUCCACCGCACCCUCCGUCGCCUCCAAUCUAUCCAGCCGCACUUCUUUCACCCUCCUUGCCGUACCCAACUCUUACCUUGCUGCCUCUGCGGAGUUCACGCGCCACCUCUCUCCAUCAUCUCUAGCGGACCUCCUCUGCUACCAUGUACUCCUUCAAUUCCUCUCUUGGUCCGACCUCCAUCAAAUCCCACCAUCGGGAAGUCUCAUCACCACUCUCUUCCAUACCACCGGACGUGCCUCGUCUAAUUUCGGCUCCGUCAACAUCACCCAUAAUCCAUCCAUGAAUACCAUCACAGUACACUCUCCUACAGCCUUCUCACCCUCAAACGCCACCGUUUUGUCUCUGGUCAAAACCCUUCCUUACAACAUCACAAUCUUCUCCAUCAAUUCCCUUCUCAUCCCAUGCGGCUUUGAUCUAAUGACAUCUGAGACAAGUCCCUUUCUUGGCCUCGACAUUAUCAAGGCCUUAAUCGAUGGUCAUGACUUCAAUAUUGUAGCGUCGAUGCUGUCAGCCUCUGGCGUAGUCGAUGAAUUGGAGGCGGACGAGGUUGGUGCUGGAAUAACUUUGUUCAUGCCAACUGACGCUGCAUUCUCAAAUCUGCCGAGUUCAGUUAAUUUACAGUCUCUGCCUGCAGAGACGAAAGCAAUGGUGUUGAGAUUUCACGUAUUGCAUUCGUAUUAUCCAUUAAGCUCGCUUGAAUCAAUAGUGAACCCGCAACAACCCACACUGGCAACAGAGGCAGUGGGGGCUGGGAGUUACACGCUCAACAUUUCAAGCGUAAAUGGAUCUAUGACAAUCAAUACAGGAAUCGUGCAGGGAUCAGUAGUGACACAGACUGUUUCUGAUCAAAAACCAGUUGCCAUUUUUGGGGUCUCGCAAGUUCUGUUGCCAACCGAGAUUUUCGGGAAGAAUCCCAUGGUGAUGACGAAGCCGAUAAAUAUCGCUCAGCCUCGAGAGAUAUCAUCGUCUUCGUGUCUUGUUCACUUGUUAUUUUAUGCAAAUAUUUUGGUAAUCUUUUUAGUGAUUAACAAUAAGGUAGAAAUGUCUAGAAAAAAAUCAAUGGCACAAAACCAAAAUGCUGAGGGAUCCACUAUCCACACCGAAGAUGAUGACUUGACCCCUGGUGGUUUGAAUAACCCAGGUGGUGUAGCCUCUCCUAAUGGAGGUGUGCCGGUGACUGCUCUUAUUGGAGGUGUGGCUGCUCCUAACGAAGGCGAGCCUAAGACUGCUCCUGUUGAGCUUGCUACUCUAGCUUAUGCUGAUGGGAGGAUUGUGGCUCCUCUGGCUGGCCGUGUAAUGGUUCUUAUCGAAAAGCGAGAAAAGUUUACCGGCAAGGAUUUCAAGAGGAACUAUAUCCUAAAUGGAUUAGUCGAUGACUUGUACAAUGUGUACUCCAACAUCCCUUCAGCCAAAGAGCUUCGGGACUCUCUUGAAAAGAAGUACAAAAUCGAGGAUGCCGAUACUAAGAAAUUUGUAGUGGCCAAAUUUCUUGACUUCCAUAUGGUGGAUGACAAGUCUGUCGUCACCCAAAUUGAAGAGUUCCAGAUCAUCGUGCAUGAUAUACUGGCUGAGGGAAUGUUAAUGUGUGAGCCACUCCAAGUGGUGGCAGUCAUCGAGAAGCUAUGUAACACCCCAUCCUAA